GCUGACAUCCAACCAGGGACGUGCGUGAUGCCGACUGGUCCACAUCGGCCACUCUAGCUCUCCGCUCGUCUCGCGUCACCCCGCAGUUCUGCGUGUGCGGUCCACGGGGCGCUGAAUGAUCGCUGCGCGGACACGCUGACGUUCGCUCUGCGCCCGCAUGCAGAGAUGCAGGUGAAAAAUCAGAUGUGCAGCGAGCGCAUCGGCGGGGGCGACGACGAGCCAGAGCAGGACGACGUCAGCCAGAAGAAGACCUCGUGUUUUUCCAACAUCAAGAUCUUCCUGGUGUCUGAAUGCGCCCUCAUGCUGGCGCAGGGCACCGUGGGCGCCUAUCUGGUGAGUGUCCUGACCACGUUGGAGAGACGCUUCAAUCUGCAGAGCGCUGAUGUGGGCGUCAUCGCAAGCAGCUUUGAAAUUGGAAACCUGGCUCUCAUCCUUUUCGUGAGUUACUUUGGCGCCAAAGCCCACCGGCCGAGGCUGAUCGGCUGCGGCGGCAUCGUCAUGGCACUUGGGGCACUUCUGUCCGCCCUGCCCGAGUUCCUCACCCACCAGUACGAAUACGACGCGGGCGACUCGUGGCACGCAGAAGACGGUCGGGACGUGUGCUCCAACAGCUCCCGCUCGGACAACAAUGACUCGGCGUAUAAGUGCGGCGAUCGGGCCAACACAAACAUGAUGUACCUGCUCUUAAUUGGCGCCCAGGUGCUCCUGGGCAUCGGUGCCACCCCCGUCCAGCCUCUGGGGGUCUCCUACAUCGAUGACCAUGUCCACAGGAAGGACUCCUCUCUGUAUAUAGGUAUUUUAUUUUCCACCUUGGUUUUCGGGCCCGCUUGCGGCUUCAUCUUGGGUUCUGUCUGUACCAAAGUCUACGUUGAUGCCGUUUUCAUCGACACCAGUAAGCUGGAAAUCACUCCAGAAGACCCUCGCUGGAUCGGGGCCUGGUGGGGGGGUUUCCUCCUGUGCGGUGCCUUACUCUUCCUGGCAGCCCUCUUCAUGUUCGGCUUUCCUCAGGCCCUGGAUGAGCAGGGCCUGGACGGAGGUGGGGAGAGCGAGCAGGCCAUGCUGCCAUCUCCGCUCAGCCUGGACUACCGGGCCAAGGCCAAGGGGGGCAUCCACGGCUUCGACUUGAACAGCGGACUCUCCGUAUGCCAGCAUCUCAGAGUGAUUCCACGGGUGACCCGACACCUUCUGUCCAACCCGGUGUUCAGCUGCAUCACCCUGGCGGCCUGUAUGGAAAUCGCCGUGGUGGCCGGUUUUGCCGCCUUCCUCGGCAAAUACCUGGAGCAACAGUUCAACCUCACCACCUCUUCGGCCAAUCAGCUGCUAGGGAUGACGGCCAUCCCGUGCGCAUGCCUGGGCAUCUUCCUGGGGGGGCUGCUGGUGAAGAAGCUGAACCUUUCAGCCCUGGGUGCCGUGCGCAUGGCCAUGGCUGUCAACUUAGUGUCCACGGCCUGCUACGUCUCCUUCCUCUUCCUGGGUUGUGACACUGGCCCUGUCGCCGGGGUAACGGUCGCCUACAGCAACGAGACGCUGCGUCACUGGCAGAGACCCGAGUCUCCCUGCAUCAGCAGCUGCAACUGCUACACGGCCUCGGUGAGCCCCGUGUGCGGAUCCAACGCCGUCACCUACCUCUCCGCCUGCUUCGCCGGCUGCACCAAACCAAACCUGACAGGUUGCACGUGCAUAUCGAGCAGCGUUGAGGAAGCGGUGGCUCUUCCCGGGAAAUGUCCGAGUCCAGGCUGCCAGCAGGCCUUCCUCACCUUCCUGUGCGUCAUCUGCCUGUGCAGCAUGAUCGGAGCCAUGGCCCAGACGCCCUCCGUUAUCAUCCUCAUCAGAACGGUGAGUCCAGACCUCAAGUCCUACGCCCUGGGAGUCCUCUUCCUGCUCCUGAGGCUCAUUGGCUUCAUCCCGCCACCGCUGAUCUUUGGCAUGGGCAUCGACUCGACGUGCUUGUUCUGGAGCUCGGUGUGCGGCGAGAAGGGCGCCUGCAUGCUGUACGACAACGUGGCCUACCGCCACCUGUACGUCAGCAUCGCCAUUGGACUCAAGUCGUCAGCCUUCCUGCUCUACGCCACCACAUGGCAGUGCUUGAGGCGCAACUACAGGAAGUACAUCAAGAGCAGCGAGGGCUACCUGACGCCCACCGAGCUCUUCUCCUCCAAUGUGACUCUGGACCAGCUGGGCAGGGAGCACUCGGACGCCGCCAGCCGGACCAAGUUCGUGUUCAACCUAGAAGAGGCGUGCGACAACAUGGAGUCCGUCUUGUAGUUGUGACGAUGGUCCUCCUCCUCUUCCUCUUUGCCGCACACAAAGGUUGCACUAAAUUCAUUUUCAUUUUUUACUAAAGGAUGGACAUACUUGAAGUUAAUUCUCUCAUUUUUAGAAUUUAACAGCGUAUAUAUUUCAUAGGAUGGUAAUGCCGCUGUCCAAUUUAAAAAAGCAUGUAGCCCCACAUAUUUA
Molecule: messenger RNA, 2457 nt
Organism: Syngnathoides biaculeatus (alligator pipefish)
Lineage: Eukaryota; Metazoa; Chordata; Actinopteri; Syngnathiformes; Syngnathidae
Product: solute carrier organic anion transporter family member 3A1-like
Exons: 10
Coding region: 166-2265 (699 amino acids)
Biological process (GO): prostaglandin transport; sodium-independent organic anion transport; transmembrane transport
Cellular component (GO): membrane
Molecular function (GO): protein binding
Source: RefSeq, a predicted model, not a curated record